Messenger RNA from Tripterygium wilfordii, 4877 nucleotides. Its product is annotated as DNA-directed RNA polymerase III subunit 1. Gene Ontology annotation, molecular function: DNA binding; DNA-directed RNA polymerase activity. The transcript is spliced from 27 exons. Gene Ontology annotation, biological process: DNA-templated transcription. NCBI's taxonomy places the organism in Eukaryota, Viridiplantae, Streptophyta, Magnoliopsida, Celastrales, Celastraceae. The record is from RefSeq and is a predicted model, not a curated record. Bases 234 to 4445 code for a protein of 1403 amino acids.
GCUUAAACCCUACCCCAAGCUUGAACCGCCUUUUAUCACAAACGCAUUCCCAAAAAGCUCGUGUGCUAAACCCUACCUCCAGAAGGUGAAACCGCACAUCUUCCGUGUCUUUCACUGAUCACCCUCGUUUGAGGAUGUGUGUUUACCUCUUACUUCACUUCUUACCUCUCUAAUUUCUCCAAUGAUCUGAAGUUUAUGAGGCUUUUGAUGCUGUGCAGUGUUGGUCAGAGAUUAUGGCGCAGAGUAAACAAAAAUCGGAAGACAUCGUGUUCACGAAGCGGCCGUACGUGGAGGAUUUAGGCCCGCGCAGAAUAAAAAGCAUGCAGUUCUCCAUGUUCUCGGGAUCGGACAUUCUAAAGGCUGCCGAAGUGCAAGUAUAUCAAGGCAGAUACUACGGUUCUUCUGAACCGAUAGAAGGCGGUUUGUUGGAUCUUCGCAUGGGUCCACCGAAUAAGGGUCCACCGAAUAAGGGUACAGGAGACAAAGGUUGGAUAUGUGCAACAUGUCAUGGAGACUUUGCACAAUGUCCGGGGCAUUAUGGAUAUUUGAGCCUUGCUCUACCUGUCUACAAUGUUGGAUAUUUAAGUAUGAUUUUGGACAUCUUGAAGUGCAUUUGUAAGUCCUGUUCUCGUAUACUUUUGGAGGAAAACCUACGUAAAGAUUAUUUGAAGAAAAUGAGAAGCCCAAAGGUGGAGCCUUUGAGGAAGACUGAAUUGAUGAAAUUGGUGGUAAAGAAGUGUAAUACCAUUGUAAAGUGCUCGAGGUGCGGCUAUAUAAAUGGUAAAGUGAAGAAGGGUGUAUCUGCCCUGGGUAUUAUUCAUGAUCGUUCAAAAUCAAGUGAUGAGAAUGAUAAAGAAUGUAGGUUUGCUGCACUUUCUCACACCAAGGAGCCCCUUAGUGCUGCUACUUACAUGCUUAACCCAGUCACAGUGCUCUCUCUUUUUAGAAAAAUUUCUAAUGAGGACUGCGAAUUGCUUUAUAUCUCAGAACGACCAGAGAAACUCAUUAUAACAGUUAUUGCUGUUCCGCCUACAGUUAUUCGACCAUCUGUUUUGAUGGAUGGAUCACAAAGCAAUGAAAAUGACAUUACAGAAAGGUUGAAACGAAUUAUUGAAGCAAAUGCUACCCUUCAUCAAGAGUUACUGGAAACAAGUACUGCAUUAAAAUCUCUGGCAAGUUGGGAUACACUUCAAUUUGAGUUUGCACAGUAUAUUAAUAGUGAUGUUCGUGGUGUUCCAUAUCACAUGCAAGUUACGAAGCCGUUGAGUGGUCUAGUUCAGCGCCUUAAAGGGAAGCAAGGACGCUUUCGGGGGAACCUAUCUGGAAAGCGUGUUGAGUAUACCGGCAGGACAGUUAUAUCACCUGACCCGAAUCUGAAAAUUACUGAGGUGGCGAUUCCCAUCCACAUGGCUAAGCUUUUAUCAUAUCCUGAACGUGUUUCCUGUCACAAUAUUGAGAAGCUAAGGCAGUGUGUCCGUAAUGGCACUUGGAAAUACCCUGGUGCAAAAACAGUCAGAAAAUCCGAUAAUUCACAACCACAUUACCUAUUCAUGGACUACAGGAAGCGGCUAGCUGACGAACUUAAAAUUGGUUGGAUAGUUGACAGGAAUUUGGAAGAUGGGGACAUUGUUCUUUUCAAUCGACAACCUAGCCUGCAUCGAAUGUCUAUAAUGUGCCACAGGGCUAGGAUUAUGCCCUGGAGAACGUUGAGAUUUAAUGAAUCCGUUUGCAACCCUUAUAAUGCUGAUUUUGAUGGUGACGAGAUGAAUUUGCAUGUCCCUCAAACAGAAGAGGCUAGGACAGAGGCUCUUAUGUUAAUGGGGGUCCAAAACAAUUUGUGCACACCAAAAAAUGGAGAGAUCUUGGUUGCUUCCACUCAAGAUUUUCUGACGUCAUCAUUUCUCAUAACAAGGAAGGACACAUUCUAUGAUCGUGCGAACUUUUCACUUAUGUGUUCUUAUAUGGGCGAUGGCAUGGAUCAUAUCGAUUUGCCGACACCUGCAAUAUUUAAGCCAGUUGAGCUUUGGACUGGUAAGCAGUUGUUUACCAUACUUCUACGUCCACGUGCAAGUUUGAAAGUGUACCUGAAUUUGACCGUAAAAGAAAAAAACUACAGUAAGCCAGAAAAGGGAGAAAGAGAAAGGGAAACAAUGUGUCCUAAUGAUGGGUUUGUUUAUUUCAAGAAUAGUGAGCUAAUAUCUGGACAAUUGGGGAAGGCUACUUUGGGAAAUGGAAACAAGGACGGACUUUACUCUGUUCUUCUUAGAGACUACAAGGCACACGCUGCGGCAACUUGCAUGACUCGGCUGGCUAAGUUGAGCGCUCGAUGGAUUGGGAAUCAUGGUUUUUCAAUUGGGAUUGAUGACGUUCAGCCAAAAGAAAAACUUAAUGAGGAAAAAGGGAAUACGCUUUUGGUUAAUUAUCGAAAGUGUGAUCGGAAAAUACACGACUUCAAUGAAGGAAAGCUAAAACUUCAACCUGGUUGUGAUGCUGCUCAAACACUUGAAGCGGAAAUAUCUGGCAUAUUGAAUAAAAUUCGAGAUUUAACUGCACGGGUAUGCAUGGAAACAUUGCAUUGGAGAAACAGCCCCUUGAUUAUGUCUCAAUGUGGCUCCAAAGGAUCUCCUAUUAAUAUUAGCCAAAUGGUUGCAUGUGUUGGUCAGCAGUCGGUUGGGGGUCAUCGUGCUCCAAAUGGAUUCAUAGAACGGAGCCUUCCUCAUUUCCCUAGAAAAUCCAAAACGCCUGCUGCCAAGGGCUUUGUUGCUAAUUCAUUUUAUAGUGGCCUGACAGCAACAGAGUUCUUCUUUCAUACAAUGGCAGGGCGAGAAGGCCUUGUUGAUACAGCUGUGAAAACUGCUGAUACUGGGUACAUGUCUCGUAGACUGAUGAAAGCGUUGGAGGACUUAUCCAUUCAAUAUGAUGACACUGUGCGAAAUGCAAGUGGUGGCAUUGUACAAUUUUUUUAUGGAGAUGAUGGCAUGGAUCCUGCUGCUAUGGAAGGGAAGAAUGGCUUUCCUUUAAAUUUUGACCGAUUGUUAAUGAAAGUCAAGGCUACAUGUCCAGCUAAAGAAGAUCGAUUUCUAUCAGUUGACAAUAUCUCUGAUAUAGUAGAAGAACAACUAUCAGAACAUGAAAAAUAUUUAGGUGACGGUUGUUCCGAGGCCUUCAAAAAAUCUCUACGAGGCUUUUUGGAAAAUCAUUUGAGAGAAUCAAAACACACAAUAGAGUGUUUCAAGAAAAAUUCUGUUGGAGAAAAAUCUGAGGUUCUAGAAGAAAUUGCCAAUAAAAUAUCUGGGGUCACCCAGAAACAGCUGAAGGUUUUUCUGGAGACUUGCUUCACACGAUAUCGUGCAAAAAGAGUCGAAGCUGGAACUGCCAUUGGAGCGAUUGGAGCUCAAAGUAUUGGAGAACCAGGGACACAAAUGACACUGAAAACCUUUCACUUUGCUGGAGUUGCCAGCAUGAAUAUAACACAGGGAGUUCCUCGUAUUAAAGAAAUUAUUAAUGGAGCUAAAAAAAUCAGCACUCCCAUAAUUACUGCAGAACUUGAACAUGGUGAUAACAUAAAUGCUGCACGAAUGGUGAAAGGUCGAAUUGAGAAAACAGUUUUGGGGCAGGUUGCGAAGAGUAUCAAGAUUGUUAUGACUUCGAGAUUAGCAUCAAUAGUCAUCACACUUGACAUGGAAAUAAUUCAGGAUGCACAGUUGUGUAUUGAUGCAAAUACUGUAAGGGAAUCAAUUUUACAGACUCCAAGAAUAAACCUGAAUGCAGAGUGUGUUAGGGUUUUGGAUGUUUAUAAGUUGGAAGUUUUACCUCCUAAAGCUGAAGCUGGUAAAAGUGGAGUCCAUUUUCAACUCCACUCUCUUAAAAGUGUGCUUCCGUUUAUUAAUGUGAAGGGUAUAAAAAGUGUCGAACGUGCUGUUAUUGCUGAGAAAGAGAAAAAGAAGGGUGAAGAGAUCCAGAGAUUCAAUGUUUUGGUAGAAGGCAAUGGUCUUCAAGAUGUGAUGGGUACAGAAGGAGUAGACGGGCGUAAUACAAAGAGUAAUCACGUCAUUGAAGUGCAGCAGAUACUUGGAAUUGAAGCUGCAAGAAAGUGUAUUAUCGAUGAGAUAAAGCAAACCAUGGAAUGUCAUGGAAUGAGCAUUGAUAUACGUCAUAUGAUGCUUUUGGCAGAUGUUAUGACAUCUAGGGGUGAAGUGCUUGGAAUCACAAGAUUUGGCGUUCAAAAGAUGGGUAAAAGCAUAUUGAUGCUGGCUUCAUUCGAGAGAACAUCAGAUCACCUUUUCAGUGCUUCUGUAAAUGGGAGGGAUGACAAGAUUGAGGGAGUAAGUGAAUGCAUAAUCAUGGGCAUUCCAAUGCAGAUUGGCACAGGAAUAAUCAAAGUCAUGCAAAGAGUAGAUUCAACUCCAAUGUUGACUUAUGGGUCAGAUCCUAUUUUAUCUUGAGUUUACGCUGUGUUAGUUUCUAAAGAUGAUCAAGUUAGAUUGAAGAUUAUCCAGUUAGACUUGCUGAUAAUCCCAACGUUUGAAUCUCCAUCGCCAUUAGCCUAGUUUUGAUCCUGGAUGAAGAUGUGCAGAGAUGGGAGAGCAUAUGUUGGUGAGUCAUGUGAAAUUAACAGGGCCAUGGCAAGUUGUUCGCGAACUAUUCAUUGAAGCCUUGGCUUAAGCUUAAUUAAUUCACUCAAAUAAACAAGCGAAUCCCACAAGGCUUGUUUAAUAAACAAGCCAAGAAACUGCAUAGUAAAGCUCAAUAAAUUCAAUGGGUUAGUUUACCAGCUUUAUUAUAUUGUUUCACUGUACAUUAUGUUUUAUAAAAUACAAUUUGUACCAUCGCAAGUUCGCAAUUUUGAAAUCAUAUAUUGAUAAUAUUUAUUUUCA